CUUUAUGUCGCGGUGAGCGCAAGGGAUGCAACAGCCAACAGAACAGAGAGAGUAAAUGGCAUUGUCGUAAAUAACCCAAACUGAGAACAGAAGACAACAACCCAACACCUCUUUCCUUUUGUUACUUUCGUUUGUUUUUGUUUUUCCCAUUUGUAUCCGUUGAAACUCCACUCCCACUCACUCUUCUCAACGCCAGGCUCUUUUCAAUGCCUAUAACUCUUCCUACUUUCACCACCCACCAAACCCAAACACUCUUAAACGCUUAAACAACAACAAUGGCGACGGCAGCUUCAAGCGUGAGUGUGAAGCUUCUUCUGUUAGUGGCGAUUUUAGUGGUGUUCGUUGUGGUGACGGUGCUUCUGGUCUUCUUCCUCUGCCUCCGCGGCAGCCGGAGCUGCAAGAGCCGGAAGUUGGCCGCGAAACACAGCUCCGGCAGCAUCCCUCUGGUCUCGAAGGAGAUCACGGUGGUUAAGGCGUUGGAUCUCACGCCCAGCGAGGUGGCGGAUGACGUGGAGGCUCAUCCCAAAAAGGAGGCGGAGAUCAAGCUCCAAAUUGGUGGGGCCCACCGCGCCGAGAUGUCGGUGGAGGAUCCCGAUAUUGGCUGGGGCCGCUGGUACACCAUAAGGGAAGUGGAACUCGCCACGCGUGGGUUUUCCGAAGGGAAUGUUAUUGGAGAAGGAGGGUAUGGGGUUGUGUACAGAGGACUUCUACAUGAUGGUUCCCUCGUGGCUGUCAAGAAUCUUCUCAACAACAAGGGUCAAGCUGAGAAGGAGUUUAAGGUGGAGGUUGAAGCCAUUGGAAAAGUAAGGCAUAAGAAUUUAGUUCGUUUGGUAGGAUAUUGUGCAGAAGGUGCACGAAGGAUGCUUGUUUAUGAGUAUGUUGACAAUGGAAACUUGGAGCAGUGGCUGCAUGGUGACGUAGGACCAAUUAGCCCCUUGACAUGGGAUAUUCGAAUGAGAAUUGCUAUUGGGACCGCAAAAGGGCUAGCCUAUUUACAUGAAGGCUUAGAACCCAAAGUUGUGCACCGGGAUAUAAAAUCCAGUAACAUUCUAUUAGAUAAAAACUGGAACGCCAAAGUAUCAGAUUUUGGACUUGCGAAGCUCUUAGGAUCUGAGAAAACCCACGUGACUACACGUGUAAUGGGAACAUUCGGAUAUGUUGCACCUGAGUAUGCAAGCUCAGGUAUGCUUAAUGAGCGCAGUGAUGUGUAUAGCUUUGGAGUUCUUCUCAUGGAGAUAAUCACAGGAAGAAGCCCCAUUGAUUAUUCAAAACCACCUGGGGAGAUGAAUUUGGUUGAUUGGUUCAAGGCAAUGGUAGCAAGUCGUCGCAGUGAGGAGCUAGUUGAUCCUUUAAUUGAGAUUCCUCCCUCUCCAAGAUCUUUGAAGCGAGUUUUACUCAUUUGUCUGCGAUGUAUAGACUUGGAUGUAGUUAAACGACCAAAGAUGGGCCAAAUUGUUCAUAUGCUUGAGACAGAUGAUUUUCCCUUUCGUUCUGAGCUACGUACGGUUAGAGACAAAGAUCCUUUGCCUUCUCAUGCAGAUGUUUCCAUUAAAGUUCCAUCGUAUCCACCAAAGCAUGCAGAAACCGUAGAAAAGUCGAGAUGGAGAUGAUUGAUUGUAAUAUUGGUCAUGCAACUUUGGCGAUAGAAUUAUUUGUAUUGCGAUUUUCAUUAUGUUAUGAGUCACUGUGCAUAUCUUAUACGGUGUAGUUCCUUCAGGUUUCGACACCAUUUUGUUGUAUUGCAUUAUCUUGGGAACUGAGGAGAGCAUGGCUUGUAAAUACGUACCUCACUGAUCACUAUUUGUCAAUUUUGUUUGUCUGCUUGUGGACACAUUCAAGGAAGUAAAGAACUUGGUGCAUGUUUGAAGAAUUAAUUAUUGUUCCAUA
Messenger RNA from Cajanus cajan (pigeon pea), 1887 nucleotides. Its product is annotated as putative receptor-like serine/threonine-protein kinase At4g34500. NCBI's taxonomy places the organism in Eukaryota, Viridiplantae, Streptophyta, Magnoliopsida, Fabales, Fabaceae. Gene Ontology annotation, molecular function: ATP binding; protein kinase activity. Gene Ontology annotation, biological process: protein phosphorylation. The record is from RefSeq and is a predicted model, not a curated record.